AUGUGUGACCUGUUUUGGCUGUCGCCGGGCGAACAAGGAGAUCUCUCUGAUGUCGUCAGGGCAAGCCUGCACCCGCCUCAUCAGCUGCCAACCCCGGCUACCGACGAGGAGGAGGAGGAGUACAGCUCGCUGCUGCUGGAAGGAGGAAGCGGUGGAGGUGGCCUGGUUGUCGGCCAUGGGCAUGGUGAUGAGCAGCUAGGAAUGGUGACCAUGAUGAUGGGCGGCAAUACCAGGCCUCCUUCGUCCGAUCAUCAGGUGAUCUCCAUGCUGCAUUCACCGACGGCGACGACAUAUACACGGCCGCAUCCAGAGCCACUGGCUGGGAUGCUUCGUCGGCCGGACAUCGAGAGAGGUGGCAUGGUGGUCGCGCCACUGCCGGAGAUAGGCGACCGCCUGCAGCACAUGUCGAUCGUCCACCACCCUCGUGUACCUGCUGCGAUGAAGCCAAGGAAGAGCCAGUCAAAGAAGGUGGUGUGCAUUCCGGCACCGACGGCGGCGCCGGGAGCGAGCGGGCGGCAUAGCACGAGCGGCGAGGUGGUGCCGUCAGACCUGUGGGCGUGGAGGAAGUACGGGCAGAAGCCCAUCAAGGGGUCGCCGUACCCGAGGGGCUACUACCGCUGCAGCAGCUCCAAGGGGUGCCCGGCGAGGAAGCAGGUGGAGCGCAGCCGCACCGACCCCAACAUGCUCGUCAUCACCUACACCUCCGACCACAACCACCCGUGGCCGACCCAGCGCAACGCCCUCGCCGGAUCAACCCGCCCCUCCUCCUCCGCCGCCGCCACCGCCAAGAUCGCCGCCUCCUCUUCCUCUUCAUUGGCGGCCGCGGCAGCUCGUAAUAGUAGCAACACCAACGUCGACGUCGACUGUGCUCGUGCUCACCAUCAGCUGAAGCAAGAGAGCGACCUGGACCUGUUCGCGGACAUGGACGCCCUCAACGUCUUCUCGUCCAUCGACAAGAUCCAGGAAAAUGACAGCAAGCACCAGCUGUUUGAUCCUUUCAGCUCCGGCUUCUGCGACUACAUCUGA
Molecule: messenger RNA, 1026 nt
Organism: Triticum turgidum subsp. durum (durum wheat)
Lineage: Eukaryota; Viridiplantae; Streptophyta; Magnoliopsida; Poales; Poaceae
Source: the annotation of a GenBank genome assembly